UCCAAUCUCAUGUCCGGGAGUGACACGCCCCCCUCCUUGCUUGGAUUCAGAAGAAGGCAACUUUCCGGCUUUUCGACUGAGAUUUUUAGGAGAAAUUACCGGCGUUACGCGGAGAAGGGGAAACAUAUCAAAGAAAAGCGAUAUCUUCACAUCCAUCCUUCUUCAUUUUAUUAGGUCAAAAUGAAGAAGACCAUUUUUUAUCCAGGGAGACGAAGUGUGGUUUUCCGCAAGGGGCCUCUUGGCUUCCUUCUUCAGGAUCCCUCUCCUGAGGCCAAGAAGAUAAAAAAUAAUCCCAGUCUGUGGGACAAGUCUGAGCCUAAGAGAGAGGAUGUUGUGCGGCAGAAUGCUUUGACUGUGGUCCGGGAAAGAGGAGGGGAUGUCACAGAUGUGUCAGAGGUCCUGGGAGAUUACAGCCUCCAAUUUGGAAAGUACAAAGGGAAGUGUUUCCGAUGGCUCUUGGAAAAUGAUGCAGGUUACACUUUGUACCUCAUCAGAAACCUCCAGAAGGAGGAGGAAGCUGGGAUCUGUAUAACUGAGAGCCUUAGCAAAGUCAACCUGUUAACUUUUGUUAAAUAUGCUCUCAGUUUUAAAGAGAUUAAAGAUGCCCUGGACUAUGAAGCCAGCAAAAUUACAGCAGCCUCUUCUGAAGAUGACCAGCUGGUUGGUUUUGGCUCUCGGGCCAAGAGCACUUGGAAAGAAAUUUGGGAUGGAAGAGAAGAUGGCUAUGCUGAUUUCAUACUGAAGAAGAGCUGCCUUCAUGGGACCAGGAUGCAGAAGCUGCAGCAGUACCUGCUCAAGAAACAACAGUCCUCCUCCAGUCAAACCAACACACCAUCCGGUGAACCAGAUAAAUGUCUGGUGAUGGAGGAGGACGAAGGAUUGGAGGCUGCAAUGCUAAACAUCUCACCCUCUAAAAUCUUGAGCAGUAAACAGGCAAUAGAUGGCUUGCUUCAGAAACACCAUGGGGAAAAAGACAUCCUGAAAGUGGUAGAUCAGGAGUAUGCUCAGAUUGUUCAUCAGGCUGCCACGGAUCCUAACAGCAUGUUCCAUCCAACUACUAAGCGACACAUCUCUGGGUAUGUGAAACAUGUGGCAAAGCUCCUUAACACCAGUUCUGCAAUGAAUACAAGCCCUGAAAAACUACUGGACACACAGGAACUGUGGCACUCAUUAACUGAGGGCCAGCCAGCUAGUGUUCGUGUGACCACCAUCCAGCCCGAUGUCUUCAACCCACCUGCUCCCGCUUCAGCAACACCAAUUACAGCCGAAUCCCUAGAAAAAAUAGUGGAGGGAAUUUUACAAAAGCAGAGUCAACAAUCAGAGCAGCAGCAGCAGAAGAAGAAACAAACCAAAAGGUGUCUUUCUUGCGGACAGCCUAAGUCUCGUUAUGAGACUUCUGGCUCCUCCGUUCACUUCUUCUUUCAGCAGGGGCCCGUUAGGUACUUUUACUGCUCUAAAAAGGUUUAUGAUACAUACGCUGCAGAUGGACUAUCAAAGCCCAACAUGACCUUUGAGGAGUUCUCCACCACCACUUUUUUCCAAAAGGAACUCCUGGAAACCAAGAAGCGGGUGGAUGAGAGGGCUGAAAAGAAAAGAAAAAGAACAGAACCUCAGCCAACUGGCCGGGUUUGCAGGUUCUGCCACAUGGACCUCAAACAAGGUCCCAACAGCCCACACAUCCACUCUGGGUUCCCUGGUGUGGCAGGGAAAUACAUAUAUUGUCCUGCAAAGGUUCUGUCCAUGUACAAGUCUCAGGGUAUGGCUAAGGAGAUGACUUGGAAGGAAUUCUGCAAAUCACCUUUUUAUGAGGCAGAGCGACAAAGAUGGGUGGCUGAAAAGAAAAAAUAAAUAUUACAUGGUUCUAUUGAGAUGUUUAGGUAUUCUAUUAUUAUUCUAUAUUCCAUAUAUUUAUAUAGAUAAAAAAAAAUCUAGAUAUGCUGUAAAUAUGGCAAGAUUUUAUAUUGUAAAAAGUUGAAUAUGUAAAUAUUUAAACUGUUGUUUGCCUCUGUUAAUACAAAGUAAA
Xiphophorus maculatus (southern platyfish) is the source of this 2023-nucleotide messenger RNA. RefSeq lists its product as uncharacterized. The transcript has 3 exons. The record is from RefSeq and is a predicted model, not a curated record. Lineage: Eukaryota; Metazoa; Chordata; Actinopteri; Cyprinodontiformes; Poeciliidae. The coding region runs from base 181 to 1848 and encodes 555 amino acids.